Molecule: messenger RNA, 1557 nt
Organism: Trichomycterus rosablanca
Lineage: Eukaryota; Metazoa; Chordata; Actinopteri; Siluriformes; Trichomycteridae
Gene: tbx5a
Product: T-box transcription factor 5a
Exons: 8
Coding region: 1-1557 (518 amino acids)
Biological process (GO): cell fate specification; positive regulation of DNA-templated transcription; cardiac left ventricle formation
Cellular component (GO): nucleus
Molecular function (GO): RNA polymerase II cis-regulatory region sequence-specific DNA binding; DNA-binding transcription factor activity, RNA polymerase II-specific
Source: RefSeq, a predicted model, not a curated record
AUGGCGGACAACGAAGAAGGUUCUGGGCUUCAAAAAUCCACAAAUAAUCCAGAAUCAAAGGAUUUACAAGAAAGUAAAUUGGAGAAGCAAAAUGGAAGUUCUAGUAAAUCUCCAUCAUCGCAAACAACUUAUAUUCAACAGGGAAUGGAGGGUAUAAAAGUGUACUUACACGAACGAGAGUUGUGGAUGAAAUUCCACGAAGUAGGGACCGAGAUGAUCAUCACUAAAGCAGGGAGGCGAAUGUUCCCGAGCUUUAAAGUGAAGGUCACUGGACUGAACCCCAAAACCAAAUACAUUCUGCUGAUGGAUGUCGUGCCAGCGGACGACCACCGCUAUAAAUUUGCCGACAAUAAAUGGUCAGUUACAGGUAAGGCAGAGCCCGCAAUGCCAGGCAGGCUCUAUGUCCAUCCCGACUCUCCUGCAACAGGCGCGCACUGGAUGCGACAGCUAGUUUCCUUCCAGAAACUCAAACUCACCAACAACCACCUGGAUCCUUUUGGGCAUAUCAUUUUGAACUCUAUGCAUAAAUAUCAGCCGAGAAUACACAUCGUCAAGGCGGAUGAAAAUAACGGGUUCGGCUCCAAAAACACUGCAUUCUGCACUCAUGUGUUCCCUGAAACAGCUUUCAUAGCAGUAACGUCUUACCAGAACCACAAGAUUACCCAGCUGAAAAUCGAGAACAACCCUUUCGCGAAAGGUUUUCGUGGCAGUGAUGAUAUGGAACUGCAUCGGAUGUCAAGAAUGCAGAGCACCAAGGAGUAUCCAGUGGUUCCCCGAAGCACGGUGCGUCAAAGAGUGGGCACAAGUCAUAGUCCUUUCAGUGGCGAUGUUCAAGGGAUGCCAACACCCAGCAGCAUGGGUUCUCAGUACAGCUGUGAGAAUGGGGUUACCAGCACCUCGCAGGACCUCCUGCCCCAGUCCAGCUCCUACCCAUUACCUCAUGAGCACAGCCAAGACUAUCACUGCAUCAAGAGAAAAGUCGAGGAUGAGUGCCACACAGGGGACCACUCCUACAAAAAAGCCUACAUAGAUAGCUCAUCCAGCGAAGAUGACCAUUACUAUCGCCCCGUCAGCUACUCUCAAACUCUGGGCCUUGCAAGCGGCCCGUAUCGGACCGAGUCAGGACAGCGGCAAGCGUGCAUGUACGCCAGCGCUUCACAGGCUAGCGAGCCCGUUCCAAGCCUAGAAGACAUCAGUUGCAACACCUGGGCUGGCGUGUCUCCUUACAGCAGUUGUUCCAUGCAGCCAGUGGAGCGAUUGCCCUACCAGCACUUCUCCGCCCACUUCACCUCCGGACCCCUCGUGUCCAGGCUGAGCGGAGUGGCGGGCCAUGCCUCACCACAGCUGGGUGAUGCCCACGCCAUGUACCAGAGUUCGAUGCCCCACCAGACUCUGAGCCGGCAGUGUAACCCCGGAGCAGGAAUCCAUUCGCCCGGUUCCAGCAUGCAGGGGAACGAGUACUUGUACACUCACGGCAUUCCUCGUACCCUGUCGCCUCACCAGUAUCACGCUGUACACAGUGUGAGCAUCAUGCCUGAAUGGAACGAGGGAAGUUAA